Oncorhynchus masou masou (cherry salmon) is the source of this 3461-nucleotide messenger RNA. RefSeq names its product gap junction protein gamma 2 (gene gjc2). Gene Ontology annotation, biological process: cell-cell signaling. Gene Ontology annotation, molecular function: gap junction channel activity. Gene Ontology annotation, cellular component: connexin complex. The record is from RefSeq and is a predicted model, not a curated record. Bases 770 to 2035 code for a protein of 421 amino acids. NCBI's taxonomy places the organism in Eukaryota, Metazoa, Chordata, Actinopteri, Salmoniformes, Salmonidae. The transcript has 2 exons.
GGGCCAGGAGGUAUGCGGUCAACAAUGCUUGACUCAGGGAGGAGGACGCCCCUGCCAUGCGUAGUCCCAUGGGAUGUUGGCUAUCAACAACAAGGCAACUCCUAUGACUAAUUGGGAAUGGGACGCAAGCGUAGGAUUGAUCACCUUGUCGCUGGCCGCCUUUGGGGAGGGUGUAUAGUGUGAAAGGCCGAAACACCCUAGGAACCAAAGGUACACUACUGACGAUGCGCUCCCCAAAUUUCACCACGCUCACUGUUCAUUAACUCUUGGAAGUGCUUGCACAAAGGAUAGUAACAUCUCAUCAUGUGUUCUUGGAAUCCAUCUGAGUUGCUGCCAUGAAACACACACAUACACACACUGUUAGUUAAGUCACAAGGCUCUGUAGCUCUGGAGGUUCAUAGCAGCAUCAGUGACAACUUUCUGGGUGAAUAAACAGCUGUAACAGAACAAGUCAUCCUGGAUGAAAUAAACAAAUAGUCGAACUACAGUAGUUGAGCAAGAGCACCACCAGUCAUGGAGGCUACCGACUGACCAAGCCAGGGAACAAUGGGGCCAUUGGCAGGAAUCCUGAGUGUCUUGCCUGUACUUGGUGGUGAGGGGUUUUGAAGAAAAAUGAGCCAUUGUCUCUCUCUCUCUCUCAUCCUGUUUCCGAACCUCAGCAAAGCUGAGCAAUGUCUCUGGAAGCCGUCCCAGGAUGCUCCACUGUGAAGAAUACUAGUCUGGUCAAACCUCGCUGGCCCCAUGGAGAGAUUCUAGUUGAAAAGCCUCUAUGACCACCAUGAGCUGGAGCUUUCUAACUCGUCUUCUGGAAGAGAUCCACAACCAUUCCACCUUUGUGGGGAAAGUGUGGCUCACAGUACUCAUCAUAUUCCGUAUUGUGCUGACUGCCGUGGGGGGCGAGUCCAUCUACUCGGACGAGCAGACCAAGUUUACCUGCAACACCAAGCAGCCCGGCUGUGACAACGUGUGCUAUGAUGCCUUCGCUCCACUUUCGCAUGUUCGCUUCUGGGUCUUCCAGAUCAUCAUGAUCUCCACCCCCUCUGUCAUGUACCUGGGCUAUGCCAUACACAAGAUAGCCCGCGCUUCCGAGGUGGAGCGCCGGAAGUUCCACCGCCGGAAGAAGCCCAUUCAGGCCCACAGGUGGAGGGAGAGCCACCCGCUUGAGGAGGUGUUGGAGAAUGAGGACGAUGAUGCAGAGCCCAUGAUCUACCAGGAGGACGUGGUGGAAGUCCAGGAGGUCAAGCUGGAGCCGGCCAAGCCGCAGAAACAUGACGGCCGCCGGCGGAUCAUGCAAGAGGGCCUGAUGAGGAUCUACGUUCUGCAGCUUCUGUCCCGGGCUGUAUUUGAGAUUGGCUUCCUGGUGGGCCAGUAUCUUCUCUAUGGCUUCCAUGUUAAUCCGUUCUAUGUGUGCAAUAAGGUGCCCUGUCCCCACAAGGUAGACUGCUUCAUCUCUCGGCCCACAGAGAAGACCAUAUUCUUGCUCAUCAUGUACGUGGUCAGCUGCCUCUGCCUGCUCCUUAAUGUUUGCGAGAUGUUCCACUUGGGUAUCGGAAAGUUCCGGGACACUCUCCGCAAGAGGAGGAACCAGGGGGGGCGACGGACAUCGUACAGCUACCCGUACUCCCGUAACAUCCCCACCUCUCCCCCCAUGUACAACCUGGUCAUGAAGUCAGACAAGCCCAACAGGAUCAUCCCCAACAGUCUUAUCAUCCACCAUGAGAAGAACAUGGCCAACAAUGCCCUGGAACAUCACCAAGAGUGCACCAGUCCAGACGAGAACAUCCCCUCAGACCUGGCCAGCCUGCACCGCCACUUACGGGUGGCCCAAGAGCAGCUUGACAUGGCUUUCCAGACCUACAAUACUAACAAGAACCAGCCAACCUCCAGGACAAGUAGUCCAGUGUCUGGGGGCACCAUGGCAGAGCAGAACAGGGUCAACACAGCCCAGGAGAACCAAGGAGCCAGGCCGAAAUCAGCCACUACAGAGAAAGCUGCGACCAUUGUAAAGAACGGAAAGACUUCUGUGUGGAUUUAAGAAUGAUUAACUUCACGUGGUACAGUAAUCAUACUGAAAAGCCAUUUUUCAAUUUCCAGGACCAUAUUCUGUGGAUACUGGAAGAUGUGUGAGAUGAGACAAGGUAUUAAAGGCUUUGGUGCAUGAAUCGAUUGCACUGCCUGAAUACACUGUAAAAAGUACAAUUUCAUUCAACAUAUAAUUGUAAGGCAACCAGCUGCAAUAGGAUUGUGAGUUUGCUAAACAACAUUUUCACACACAACCGUUUUGUUGUGAGUUUGCUCAACAACAUGUUUGUUGAGCAAACUCACAAUCCUACUGUACGUUGAAUCAACAUCUUUUUUCUUUUUACAGAAUAGAUUUAACUUUUGUCACCAGCAGAAACCAGCAGUGUGACAUGUCGGAUCAGGAGCACACAAAAUAGGCACAUUGUGACCUCAGAACAAUAGUAAACACAUUUUUUUAAACAAACAAACAAACAAACAAAUACAGUAGUAUGGAUCCUAUUAUUAGUAUGUUAUUGUGUGCUUUAAAUGCCAUAGCCAUUUAAAGCCAUAGCCUGAACAUAAUUCAUAUCUGCAUAUGUCAAACUUUUGUAAUUUAAUGCGAUAUAAAAUAAACCAUGCUGGCAAUAUAAUUUUAUCCUAGCUAUUGAACUGGAUUCAUUUGAAAAAAUAUAUUUAUAAUGGUUUUAACUAUAACAAUUGUGGCCUCGUUAGCCUAGUUAAAAGCAAUGCAGUGGUAAGCACUGUUUAAUGGUACUAUGCUUGAAUCAUGAUGUUUGAAAAAUGAACGGUCAACCAAAUGUGAAGAUUUUUGUUGUUGUUGAGAAAUUCAGAACUGUUCAGAUUUGCACUUGUAACUUUUUAACUCAUUUUGAGUUGUAUUAUGACAUUUAGAGAAAUGAUGCAUGAAUAAUUUAUUUGUUUAAGAAAUUUUGGAUGUAGUUAGUAUAGGUUUUGUUGAAAGAAGAGAUGUGACAUGUUAUGGAACAAAUGGUGUUCCAACAGCAGCAAAGAUUUGAGCUACACUGUUCUCCAUAAAGUCAUAUUUUAAUUCACUCCACUUCUUAAAGUUUUGUCACGUUAGACAUUGUCGGAAUAAAUUAGUUAAAGAAGAAAAAGGUAAGUUGUUGUAUUGAAAACUUACCGUAAACCAAUUUCUGAUCAUUUCUGAUGUUCUUGUGGGGCAUAUAAUGCAUGCUUUUACUUUAAAACAUUGCUACAUUUUUACACAUAUGACAUAUAAAAUACAAUGUAUAUAGUCAAAAAUCUAUCCCCAUAAAGUUGACUCCAUAUUUUCCUAUAUUUAGGAAUUUGUCUUGAAUCAAGUAGUUUUCUGCAUUGUUUUCAUAGUAGAUACAUAAUUCUGCCUUUAGCAUUAUUAUACUCCAGUCCAAAGUGCCUCAAACAGUUAAGAUUGUGCUUGUGUUUAAUAAAAAAAUAAA